Phaedon cochleariae (mustard beetle) is the source of this 441-nucleotide messenger RNA. NCBI's taxonomy places the organism in Eukaryota, Metazoa, Arthropoda, Insecta, Coleoptera, Chrysomelidae. The record is from the annotation of a GenBank genome assembly.
ACGAAAGUUGGAGCAUGGAAGGCUUUUUCUGGGACAAACUGCGAGCUUCUGGGACGCCUCGGACAGUCGCCACUUGAGGAGGACGUCCUUAGCAAUGUCGAGAAAUUUGUCGUCAAACUGUAUAAGGUUGAUUCCAGCAUCACAUGCUCAAACGAUGCCCGAAGUUAUUUAUUUGGAGCUGUAAAAAAGCCAGAAUUUCUCCCACCGACAACUGAUGCACUUCGUCUCCAUAUUAAGAGAUGCAACUACCAGGUGUGUGUUUGGGAGAAUGCGCAUAUCCCCAAACCGUCACUACCUAGGCUGCAGGACUGUGGCUGGAUUGUGCAGAGAGAACAAGUUGUUCCUCGUUUAAUAACACUGGAUCCCAUUCCUAAGACGUGCCCAGAAAUAGUUGUCUGUCAUUGCAAAGGACAUUGUAAUACAAAAAAUUGCAGUUGUAGA